Molecule: messenger RNA, 4872 nt
Organism: Striga hermonthica
Lineage: Eukaryota; Viridiplantae; Streptophyta; Magnoliopsida; Lamiales; Orobanchaceae
Source: the annotation of a GenBank genome assembly
AUGGAUGGCUGCGAUGGAGGAGAUGAUCAGGCUUCCGGAUGGAUGCAAGUCAAAAAGAAACACCGAAGCAAUUUGAAAUUCUCACUACAUGGUUGGGUUGAAGGGCUCUCUGGAAAACAGAGGCCUAGCAGUCUAAACAAUCGACCUUCGUUGGGCCUGAUCCUGGAGAAUAACAGAAACGAAGCCCAACCACUGACUGCAAGUGAAGUUUAUACUGUGCGUGAUGUGAAUAAUGUCUCAAACCCGACUUCCAUCUCUACAGAGGAUGAAGCAGUGGGCCACUGCCUUGACAAAUGUGUUAUUAGUCACAAUAAUGAGGACACAAACAUUGAAAAAUCCAGGCGCAAUGUAGCUGUCAAUCAGGAAAGUACUCCCAAAGAUAAUGUCCCUAAAAUCAAAUGGGGUGAUUUGGAUGAAGGAACACUCAUGCAUUAUGGAAAAUCUCCUUCAGGUGGAUUUAAAUUUGGGGAAAUUAGGACUCGUAAUGUGGUAUCUGUGAAGGCUGAAAGUGCUGGUUUGUGUGUCGAUCCACAUGGUCUUGAGGACAACAAAUUUAUACAGACAGCAAUUUGUGAGGGUGAGGUUCUUCCAGAGUCUCAGUUCCUGUCUUCAAGUAUCACAUCAGUUGAGGAAACCACUAAAGAGGCGAAUAAAGUGUCUAUAGAGGACGUUAAAGACCAAGUCUGCAGUGAGAAAGUGGUUAAUCAGAGUAGCCGACCUUGGGAAAAUAAUUCAUGCACAGAAAACAAAGACAUGACAAUGAUGAAAACAGAAAACAUUAUAUCCAAAUCAGGAGUUCAAUCUAUUGACAAAGUUUUAAGCAUGGUCACAACUACUGUACAUUCUGACACACAACCAGAAGAGAAUGAAGAACAAGGAAUUCACGAGGAAUCUCAAUUGAUGGUUUCAGAUGAAGAUUCUAGGGAUCGAGAACUUAAAGAAGAUUCUAAUGAUGUAUCAGAUGCCCAGGAUAUAGAUACAAACAAUGCAGAUGAUACAGGUGAAAGCAAAGAAAGAUUCAGAGAACGUCUCUGGGGCUUUCUUUUUGAGAACCUGAAUAGGGCUGUAGAUGAACUAUAUCUUCUUUGUGAACUCGAAUGCGAUCUGGAUCAAAUGAAAGAGGCAAAUCUUGUUCUUGAAGAAGCUGCUUCAGACUUUAGAGAACUAAAGUCGAGAGUUGAGAAGUUUGAGAAAUUGAAAAGGUCCUCGUCAAAUGGAGGAGCUGAUGGAGCUCCUUUGGUAAUGCAGUCUGAUCACCGCAGACCACAUGCCCUCUCAUGGGAGGUCCGCCGAAUGACAACUUCACCACGCAGGGCAGAGAUUUUGUCUUCAUCUCUUGAAGCUUUUAGGAAAAUACAACAAGUGAGAAAUAGUGAAUGUGCCAACAGUUCUAAGAAUUUGGUGGCUUCAUAUUCCAAUUUUGGAACAACAGAUAUGUCGAACAUAGGUAAGUUUGCUAAUAAAUAUGAUUUAGUGGGCAAUUCUGAAGAACUGACAGUAAAACAGUCAAGUCAGACAGGAGCCUCAAACAUAUCUCAGUCCACAACUAAAGAAAAGAGAAACUCUGACUCGGGGAGAUCAGCUACUGUUGCUUGUUCAAGUCGAAAGAACAAUCAUGAACUGCAUGAGAAGAAAAACAAAACCUUAGUGGACCAAACUGUUGAGAGAAAUCCAAGGUCAGCUGAUCCUUUGAGAAGGCAGAUUCCAUUCCAUGAGAGAGAAAGAGAAAAAAGAAAUGGAAGUUCAUCAAAGUCGAUGGAUGCUUGGAAAGAGAAAAGGAAUUGGGAAGACAUUCUUGCAUCUUCUCAUCGUUUAUCUUCUCGUUUCUCUUAUUCACCGGGCAUGAGCAGGAAAAGUGCUGAGCGAGUUCGUGUUUUGCACGACAAACUUAUGUCUCCUGAGAAAAAGAAAAAAUCAGCACUCGAUCUUAAGAAAGAUGCCGAAGAGAAACAUGCCCGGGCCACUAGAAUCAGGUCUCAGCUCGAGCAUGAGAGGGUUCAGAAGCUUCAAAAGACAUCAGAAAAACUGAACCGUGUUAAUGAAUGGCAAACCAUUCGAAGCAAUAAGCUGCGAGAAUCAAUGUUUGCCCGCCACCAGAAAAGUGAGUCUAGGCACGAAGCUUAUUUAGCCCAGGUUGUGAGAAGAGCCGGUGAUGAGAGCAGCAAGGUUAAUGAGGUGCGGUUUAUUACCUCACUUAAUGAAGAGAAUAAAAAACUUAUUUUGCGCAAAAAACUUCAGGAUUCCGAGUUGAGGAGAGCGGAGAAGCUUCAAGUGAUAAAAAUUAAACAAAAGGAGGACAUGGCUCGAGAAGAAGCUGUUUUGGAGCGUAAAAAGAUUAUUGAAGCCGAGAAAUUGCAGAGACUUGCAGAGACUCAGCGAAGGAAGGAAGAGGCUCAAGUCAGAAGAGAAGAAGAAAGAAAAGCGUCGAGUGCAGCACGCGAAGCUAAGGCUAUGGAACAAAUGCGAAGGAAGGAAAUUCGAGCCAAAGCUCAGCAAGAGGAAGCUGAACUCUUGGCUCAAAAAUUAGCUGAAAGACUCAGUGAAAGCGAGCAACGACGGAAAUUCUAUCUAGAACAGAUUCGGGAAAAGGCUUCAAUGGAUUUUAGGGAUCAAUAUUCACCUUUAUUUCGACGAGUGGUGGGUAAAGAUGGCCAACCCCAGAGUAGAUCGACUCUGUCUAGUAAUGGAGACGAUAAUGUGGCCAAUGAUGGUAACUAUGGAUCAGGAACACCUGGUGUUUUAACCCGCGAAUCAUUGCAGCAAUCUCUAAAGCGAAGGAUUAAAAAAAUCCGGCAAAAACUUAUGUCACUGAAACAUGAGUUUCCUGAGCCUUUAUCUGGGCUUGAAAGUUCUAGUCUUGGGUAUAGGACUUCUGUUGGCACUGCAAGGGGGAAAAUUGCUAGGUGGCUUCAGGAUUUGCAAAAACUUCGCCAAGCGAGGAAAGACGGGGCUGCUAAUUUUGGAUUGAUAACUGCUGAAAUGAUCAAGUUCUUGGAAGCAAAGGAUGCUGAGUUGCAGGCUGCUCGCCAAGCUGGUCUUCUUGAUUUUAUUGCUUCUGCCCUGCCUGCGUCUCACACAUCUAAACCUGAAGCCUGCCAAGUUACUAUAUACCUUUUAAGACUUUUGAAGAUUGUUCUGGCAACAUCAGCAAACAAGUGUUAUUUUCUUGUACAGAAUCUCUUGCCACCAGUUAUCCCAAUGUUAGCAACAGCCCUCGAGAACUAUAUCAAGAUGGCGGCAUCAUUAAAUUUACCUGGUCCAACUGAUUUUAUCUCGAGUAAAACCUCAACUGGAAAUUUUGAGUCGAUUUCUGAAAUCGUGGAUGGUUAUUUGUGGACUGUUGCAGCAAUUAUUGGCCAUGUAAGCCAGAAUGAGUACCAACUACAGAUGCAGGAUGGAUUGGUGGAGCUUGUUAUUGCAUACCAAAUUAUUCACAGGCUCCGAGACCUUUUUGCACUUUAUGAUAGACCACAGGUGGAAGGUUCGCCAUUUCCUUCCUCUAUUCUCCUGGGCAUUAACUUGUUGACAGUUUUGACAUCCAAAUUCAGAGAAUCAUCUUUUAUAGAUUGGGAUUCUUUUACUACUGAUGAUAUGCUAGGAAGUGAACUUGUGCAGAAGACAGAACCUCCUGGUUUUUUAGCUUGUAGUGAAUCUAGUGUAGAUGGCAGGCUUAUUCUGCCAACUGGUCCCUUAACAAGAGAUUUGCCAGAUGUACCUGAGGGUAUUCCACUAAGAGAGCUUCCUAAUAAUAAAGGAACUAGUAGUGUGAAUCUUAUUUCUGAUAACUCUCAUGAGGUUGAGCUAAGUGCUUCUAAAGUCCCGAAAGUAGAUCUCAUGGAUGGGUCUCUUAGAGUUACAACAGAAGAUAAACAUGAGUGCGCUGUUACUCAGAAGGGUAGAAGUAACUCUGCAGGCAAUAGCCUAGAACAAAACAAUGGAAAUGGCUCCAAUUUGAAGCACCCUGCAACAUUUCUUCUUUCAGCGAUAUCGGAGACUGGCUUAGUCUGCCUUCCUUCCAUGUUAACUGCUGUACUGUUGCAGGCUAAUAACCGGCUGUCUGCUGAACAGAACUCAUAUGUCCUGCCAUCUAAUUUCGAGGAAGUAGCAACUGGAGUUCUGAAGGUACUGAACAAUCUAGCUCUAGUGGACAUGACUUUUAUCCAGAAAAUGCUGGCUCAGCCAGACCUCAAGAUGGAGUUCUUUCACCUGAUGGGUUUUAUCCUAUCUCAUUGCAUCAGCAACUGGGGAGUAGCCACUGAUAAGAUCGGCAUGUUGUUGCUGGAGUCGCUGUCCCUUCUCGGGUAUUUUGCGCUAUUCCAUCGUGAGAACCAAGCUGUUCUUCGCUGGGGAAAGAGCCCCACCAUUCUUCACAAGGUGUGCGAUUUGCCUUUCGCAUUCUUCAGUGAUCCAGAAUUGAUGCCUGUAUUGGCGGGCACAUUAGUUGCUGCUUCCUACGGAUGCCCACAGAACAAGGCCGUUAUUCAGCAGGAGCUGAGCAUGGAUAUGCUCCUCCCGUCUCUCAAAUCGUGCAAAAGUAGUCUUCCGGUGGAAUUUUCUUGUGAGUCGAAUCAGGCAGGACCGGAGAGAAAAGCUCGGUCGGACCCAACUCAGAGAUCUAAUCGGAACAAUUCGAGAAGCAGUCGUGCUGUUCCCAUCAGAGGUGGGCUCGCCCAAGCUGGCGGUAGUAUCCGAGCUCUCAAGUCGAGAAACCUGAAGGUGGCGAAGACUAGUGAGGAAAUGCAUGUGGGCCCUAACGCUGCCCAAUCUGCACCUGAAACUUCCACCCUCAUGCUGCACUCUAGAUUUCCUGUGAACUUCCUCGACAGAGUCCAACAGUUUUUCAUGGCAGAGAUUGAUAUUGGCUGUUUCUGA